AUUGUGCCAGCAGCUGGGAGAGCUGAGGUGAAGGCAGCACUCCGGAGUCAGAUGUGUCUUGCAGCUUUUACAGAGUAGAGGGAGAGCCCCUGGAGAAGAGCCUGUGUGCAGUGGGAGUCUCUGCAGCAACGUGUUAGCAGGAGGAUGAGAGGCGGGAAUUUGCAGCGUCGUGCCAGGCCCCAGGCACGGAAGAGGGGGAGAACCAGGCCAGCGGACGUGUGAGCGGAGCUCCCGGCUGGAAUGCACCAGCUCAGCAAGGGAUUGUCCUCGCCGGGCGGCUGCUGCGCCCGGAGCCUGGUGGCCGUGACAGCUGCCCGGACCAUGGCGGCUGCAGGGAGCCCCUCUGCUGCCCUCCGCCGCCGCGACCUCUGCAGCCGCGGCAUCCGCCUGGCCGGCAAGAUGCGCGCGGAUGUCGUCGACCUCCUGGACGCCUACGUGGAGCAGCAGGGCUUGGACGCCUCGGCCAGUGUGGCGGCAGUGGAGGGGGUGCCGCUGGCGGCGGUGGAGCGCUGGGACGAGCAGACGGGCACCCAGCGGCUGCUGGAGAACCUGGCGGCCUACCGGGCCUUCCGCGCCCUGCUGGCCCAGAUGCUGGAGGAGCAGCGGGAGCAGCUGGGCGAGGCCGACGCGGGCCUGGGCCGGGCGCUGGCGGCUGUCCUGCUCCAGGUCUCGGCCUUUGCCUACCACCUCGAGGAGCUGCUGCGGCUGGAGAGCCGCGGGAUCCCCGGCGAGGAGGGGGACGAGGAGGAGGACGGGCCGCCGCCCCCGCCGCGCCUCAGCCACUUCGAGCGGAAGCUGCGGGGCCUGGGCGUGCUGCGGGAGCUGGCCCAGUGGGCCGUGAGGUCCGUGCGGGACCUGCGGCAGCUCGCCAAGCCCAGCCCGGCCACCGGCGCAGCCCCUGGCCUGGCCGAGAGCCCCUGAAGGCAAGCACAGGGUGGGGAGUCUUGGGUGCCCCUGGGGCUCCUUGCCCACCUCUUAGAGGGCAGAUGAGAGAGAAGGAGGGGACGUGGAGGGGAGGGACCGUGCCAUUAAUCCCCAUGCUUUUAAUGCUGCUCCCUUUGGGGAAACUGAGGCACAGGCUGCAGUCUACCCUGGAGGGAGCAGGGAUCCUCAGGGGUCCUUGGGCUCUUCCUACUGGACCGUUGAAUUAUUCCCCAGGAAGCAGCUUUGCUGCUCACCCCAGGGCCUUGAGGCAUUAGCAAUGCAAUUCUCUUUGGAAUUUGGACACUGCCUAUGGCAGGCAGAUGCUGCCUUGGGGCUCUUGUGGAUGCAGGGCAGGAGCCAAGGGACAGAAAAGCAUCACCGGGUGAAAGGAGUCUUGGGACCUGCCCCCCAGCUGCAAGGCACAAGGCUUGGCCUCCUGCACAUGGAUGCUCCUUCUGCCCAGCUUAGUUGGCUGCUCAUUGAAUUUCUGCUCUAACUGCUUGGGGGCUUUUUGGGGAGGGGGGAAGCAAUCAGGAGGGGGAAUUCUUAAUUGCUUGGACAUAAUGGAGAGGAUCUUUUAACUGAAAGUGGAUAUUUUAGAUAUGAUUCGGAAGCCCUUCUGCAAGGGGAAGGGCUUAGUGCAUAGUGCCUGCAGGGCUUAUUUUAGGACUGGGAAUGGCUUGGGGAAAUCUAACAGCCCCAACCACAUCGUUCAUCCUGUGGAGUGCUGAGAUGUUUCACAGCUUCCUGGGUCACAGUUCUCCUGCCGACUGGAUGUGAUGGCUGCCGUGUGAAUAAAAGGGCUGGGAGAUCUA
Molecule: messenger RNA, 1739 nt
Organism: Serinus canaria (Common canary)
Lineage: Eukaryota; Metazoa; Chordata; Aves; Passeriformes; Fringillidae
Gene: CNTF
Product: ciliary neurotrophic factor
Exons: 3
Coding region: 241-921 (226 amino acids)
Biological process (GO): ciliary neurotrophic factor-mediated signaling pathway; negative regulation of neuron apoptotic process; astrocyte activation
Cellular component (GO): axon
Molecular function (GO): cytokine activity; growth factor activity; ciliary neurotrophic factor receptor binding
Source: RefSeq, a predicted model, not a curated record